This is a messenger RNA of Coffea eugenioides, 1327 nucleotides long. RefSeq names its product acyl-CoA--sterol O-acyltransferase 1-like. Gene Ontology annotation, biological process: lipid metabolic process. The record is from RefSeq and is a predicted model, not a curated record. NCBI's taxonomy places the organism in Eukaryota, Viridiplantae, Streptophyta, Magnoliopsida, Gentianales, Rubiaceae. Bases 154 to 1212 code for a protein of 352 amino acids. The transcript has a single exon.
AAGUAACACGCCCGCCAUCCAGACAUAUUGAUCUCAUAAAUAGUAGUAAGUACUACCAGUACAUAGUCCAACCACCCCUUUUUUAUCCAUUCUUGAACCUUUUACGCCCUGGCUAUAGAUCUGGGGGAAGUACCUGAAAGCCAUCGAAGAUCAAUGGAAGGGGAGAUCAGCAACUUCGUUUUUGUAUCAGCAACUAUAUUGUCAUCUCUAUGCUACUGUUACACCGUAGACAAAAUCUUCCCAAAAGGGAUCCUGAGACUGCUUGCCAUAAUCCCUGUAGCAUGUCUCUUCAUCUAUCUCCCUCUCAAUCUAACCACCAUCCAUCUCGGGGGUACCUCCUCUUUCUUCAUAGCAUGGCUAGGUAGCUUCAAGCUCCUGUUAUUUGCCUUCAACAAAGGCCCUUUGUCCUCCUCCGAAUCCAUUCCCUUAUCUCGUUUCAUUCCCUUGGCUUGUUUACCUAUCAAGUUUCAACAAGCGCCUUCUCCCCAAGAAUCCACCAAGAAAGGCCAAAGAUCGCCCCUAAAUUAUGUCAUCAAGAUCGUGCUCUUGGUUUUGUGCAUUCGAGUAUAUUCGUACAAAGACUCCAUCCAACAAAACAUCAUAUGGUUCUUUUAUUGCCUUCACAUAUAUUUCAUGCUAGAACUUGUACUUGCCAUGGUAGCGGGGCUCGCUAGAGGACUGAUUGGAGUCGAACUGGAACCGCACUUUGACGAGCCAUACUUGGCUACUUCGCUUCAAGAUUUUUGGGGGAGGAGGUGGAAUCUGAUGGUGUCUAAUAUUCUCCGUCCCACAGUUUAUGAACCGGUUCGCUCGAUUUCUUCAAGCUUGAUCGGGAAGAAAUGGAGAGCUCUUCCGGCGGUGGUGGCAACGUUUUUGGUAUCCGGAAUAAUGCACGAGCUGGUUUUCUAUAACAUCGGAAGACUGAAGCCCACAGGUGAAGUUACGUGCUUCUUUCUGCUUCAUGGGGUGUCUUUGGUUAUAGAGAUUGCUGCUAAAAGGGCAUUAAAGGGAAAGAUUUGGAUCCCUGGAAUUAUAUCGGGGCCAUUAACGCUAGCCUUCGUUAUCUACACCAGUUUUUGGCUCUUCUUACCACCAUUUUUAAGGGGCAGGGCAGAUUGGAAAGGAUGUACGGAGUCACUCGCCUUCAUUGAGUUUGUAAAGCAUCAGCGGCUAAUUAGCCCCAACGACCUUACCUGUCCGUUGUUGGGUUAAGAAUGGAAGGAUGUUGGUUAAGCCUCUCCCCUCCCUCAUAGUAUUUUCCCCACCUCUCCAUUUGUUUCAGCUAAUUGGAUCAUUAUGGUAUAAACCUAUUACUAUUUGGUUUUUA